Melanotaenia boesemani (Boeseman's rainbowfish) is the source of this 4263-nucleotide messenger RNA. It is a transcript of the gene sel1l, whose product is annotated as SEL1L adaptor subunit of ERAD E3 ubiquitin ligase. Gene Ontology annotation, molecular function: protein binding. NCBI's taxonomy places the organism in Eukaryota, Metazoa, Chordata, Actinopteri, Atheriniformes, Melanotaeniidae. Gene Ontology annotation, cellular component: endoplasmic reticulum membrane. The record is from RefSeq and is a predicted model, not a curated record. The transcript has 21 exons. Bases 449 to 2872 code for a protein of 807 amino acids. Gene Ontology annotation, biological process: ERAD pathway.
UAGGAAGUGCCGAUCAGUAGUAAGAGCUUAACAUGGGUAGCGACGUUAAGAAGUGUGUGUGAUAUAAAAUCCAAAUUAAGACUUUCGGCAUCUCGUCUUUGUAGUUGGAUGGUGUAAUGUCUCCGUAGUUACUUUGCAAAUGGUUUUCAACACCAAGGAGGUGUGUCUCGGGUAGAAAUUGUGCCUUUUUGUUGGUCGGUUCUGUAAAACUAGCUUGUUAGGUUUACGUCAUUUCAGCUGUACUACUGUGCUAGCUUAGCUUACAUUGGAAUUUGCUAGCUUGUUUGACAGCUUCUGUUGCUAAAAUUAACCAAGUCGGUAUCCAAUGUGAUUUAGGCUGCUUUUAGUCAGGCUUCAGCAUCUGAGUUUAUUUAUGCUACUCUUCAUAGUGUGAGUCGACUGUAACUUAAUGUUUGGAGAUAGAAUUAGUAGCAGCUGCAGCUAGCAGAUGGUUAGCUUGGCAACAACAAUGGGCUGUAAGAGAGAUUUGAAGACGGUGAAAAUGUUAUAUUUUGCGGCAGUUCUUGUCAUCGUCUUCGUCAAAGUAUUAACAGCUGAUGGAGAUCAGCACCGGAACGACGGACCAGAGUUGAAGUCCUACCAUGAUCCUGAAUCUGAGGAGGAAGAUGUUCGUAUUGCACCAGAAAUUGUGGCAGGUACUUCAGUGACUCCUCGUCACAAAGUCUCCCAGUCAGAAGAUGAAAAACAGCCACCUAUUCAGGGAGAGGAGAAAGAGGACCUCCCUGAACAGCCUCCUCCUGCUGAGGAGAAACUUAAAGAGGUUCCUGUGGUGAAUGGAGGCACAGCCCAUGGGGAGCCCUGCAUCUUCCCCUUCCUGUUCCAGAAGAGGGAGUACUCGGAUUGUACUACGGAUGGGCGGGGGGAUGGUCGACUGUGGUGUGCAACAACCUACGACUAUGACAAGGAUAAGAAAUGGGGUUUCUGUGAGACUGAGGAGCAGGCUCAGCAGAGGCUGCAGGCUGAGGAGGUUGAGGAGCAGUAUCAGACUGUCCUGCGCAUGCUGAAUACCACCACCAGGAAAAGUCAGAAAAAAGAUUUAUAUGAAAAAAUGCUAAAAGUAGCAGAGAAAGGCCACCAGAAAGCCAUUGAGAAGGUGGCAUACGCCAUGCUGUUUGGAGACUACGUGAACCAAAAUGUCACCAAGGCCAGAGAAAUGUUUGAGAAACUUGCAGUGGAGGGCUCACCUAAAGCUCAGAUGGCUCUUGGCUUUCUGUAUGCAGCGGGACUUGGCGUUAAUUCAAGUCAAGCAAAGGCUUUAGUCUACUACACCUUUGGUGCUCUGGGUGGAAACUUGAUAGCUCAUAUGAUUCUGGGAUACAGAUACUGGGGAGGAGUGGGUGUUCCCCAAAGUUGCGAGUCAGCACUAACACAUUAUAGACUUGUGGCAAAUCACGUGGCCAGUGAUGUGUCCCUGACGGGAGGCUCAGCGGUGCAGAGGAUCAGACUUUUGGAUGAGGUGGAGAACCCAGGCUCCACCAGCGGGAUGUUGGAGGAGGACCUCAUCCAGUAUUACCAGUUUCUAGCUGAGAAAGGAGAUGUUCAAGCUCAGGUGGGUCUAGGUCAGCUCCACCUGCAUGGAGGACGUGGAGUGGAGCAGAAUCACCAGAGGGCGUAUGACUACUUCAACCAGGCUGCAAAUGCUGGGAACACGCAUGCUAUGGCUUUCCUUGGCAAGAUGUAUUCAGAAGGCAGUGAGUUUCUUCCUCAGAACAACGAGACAGCUCUGCAGUACUUCAAGAAGGCCUCUGAUUUGGGUAAUCCAGUGGGACAGAGCGGCCUGGGCAUGGCUUACCUGUAUGGAAGAGGUGUCCCAGUGAACUAUGAGCUGGCACUGAAAUACUUCCAGAAGGCAGCAGAGCAAGGCUGGGUGGAUGGACAGCUCCAGCUCGGGACUAUGUAUUACAAUGGCAUUGGUGUGAAGCGAGAUUACAAGCAGGCACUUAAAUUCUUCAACCUGGCCUCUCAAGCUGGCCAUAUCCUGGCUUUUUACAACUUGGCUCAGAUGCACGCAACUGGUACUGGUGUGAUGCGCUCCUGCCACACUGCAGUUGAGCUUUUUAAAAAUGUGUGUGAGCGCGGUCGCUGGUCAGAACGGUUGAUGACGGCCUACAGCAGCUUUAAGGAGGGGGAGACAGACGCUGCUCUGGUUCAGUAUCUGCUGCUGGCCGAGCAAGGCUAUGAGGUGGCUCAGAGCAAUGUAGCCUUCAUUCUGGACCAAAAGGGUGUACAGAUCUUCAAUGAGAAUGAAACUUACCCCCGUGCUUUACUCCACUGGACCAGAGCUGCAGCACAAGGUUACACUGUGGCGAGGAUUAAACUAGGAGACUAUCACUUCUACGGAUAUGGAACAGAUGUGGACUAUGAGACGGCUGUUAUUCACUACAGGCUGGCAUCAGAGCAGCAGAACGGGGCUCAGGCCAUGUUCAACUUGGGUUACAUGCAUGAGAAAGGCCUUGGUAUCAAACAGGAUAUCCAUUUAGCUAAGCGUUUCUACGACAUGGCCGCUGAAGCCAGUCCUGAUGCUCAGGUGCCAGUUUUCUUGGCAUUGUGCAAGCUAGGCCUGAUUUACGCUCUCCAGUACCUGCAGGACCUUAAUCUGAAGGAGAUGAUUACAGAAGUGGACCUGGACCAGCUUCUUGGCCCAGAGUGGGACCUCUACCUCAUGACGGUCAUUGCCCUGCUUCUAGGAACAGUCAUUGCUUACCGUCAGCGCCAACACCAAAUUAUAGUGCCACCUCGCCCACCUGCCCCUGCACCCCCUCCUAGACCAGCUCAGGAAGAGCCACAAGCUGAGGCUGAGCUGCAGGCUCAGGAAGAGACGCCAGCUCGGGAGGAAGAGGAGCAGCAGUGAAGGGAACCCAGAGGGAGUGAGGGCAGUAAAAGACAGACAGGAAGCUCUGCCAACCCUACUGCUCCUCUCUACUUGUAAAAACCUUGUCUCCCAGCUUCCUCUCUUAUUCAAAAAUGAUGAAACCAAGAUAUUUCAGUUGCUUACAGACAGAGAACAGAGCUCGGAGGAUGACACAGGCUUGGACUGAUUAGUCUGUGACUCAGGACACUGCCAGAAACACCUGUGUCAUCACUAUGGAAAUAGUCUUUGGUUGCCACAUCAAAGACAUUUUAGGCUCAUCUGAUAUAAAAGGAUGGAUUUUGAUUUGUGCAUUCAUUUCUUGUCACGCACCCCCCACCAUUUUUUCCCCAUUUGGGUUUAAUUACACUGAAUUGAUCGGUUCAAUCCUAAUUUGCUGCAGUAUUUAUAUUAAAAAAUAUGAGAUGCAAAAAUGUGAAUUUUAGUAAUUUUGUUCUCUAGGUUUGAUCUAGUUGUUGAAGACUUUCAUGAUUCUGCAUGGGUUCUCUGAUUGUUUGCAGACUUUCAGUUUAGGCACUUUUUUCAUACGAGUGAACAAUUUUUGCAUAAAUUUUUGCUUUGCUAUUUUUCAUCCAUGUAUUUGUCAUGUUGACAUGUCAGGUUAGUACCUUCGUUGACCUGCAGUUUUUUCAGCAUCAGUUCUGUGAUAUACACAAGCCAUGUGCUGUUGUCAGCAGAGGAACAUGAAGCAUUUUAGGCAGUUUAAAUGACAAAACAGUAGUAAAUAAAUAGAAUAAUUUAACUCUAAGCAGGUUAGUAUUUGUCAUGGUUUCUAACAUGAACUGAAGUGAGCUGGUAUUAAGAACUUUCAUGGUUAAACUGAAUAAACAGGCUCUUAGAAAAACAUACAAAGAGCAAAUGAACUAAAACAUGCAUACACUGCAGAUAAAGUGAAAUGCGUUUUUUUUUUACUUCUUGAGGAAGUAUCCCAAUAGUUUGACUCUGUUACCUAAGCCAGCAAUUAAACCCAUCUUGGUUUAAUACAGCUUCAACUUCUGUGGGCUUCUCCACUCCCUCGUCAAAAGUCUAAAUUGGAGGUCCCCCUCCACAUUUUUUUUUGGCUCAGCUGGCUUUAGAUAAAGAGCCAAAUGAAAGCAAAUGAAGCCAUGGUUGAGACAUACAUUGUCCACAGCUUUUUAAUCUAAACUUUGUUCAGUUCUACAGUAUCUCGUUUUUUAAAAGAUAGAGAUGUAGUUGCCGCACAUCUGCAUGAAGUGUAUGAAGGAUAAAUUGAGAACUGUUUCCUGCAUUCACAUAUUGAUACAUAAAUGAUUAAUAAUUUGUUUUAUAUUAAACACUGGUCAAAGUUGAGAACGUUGCAUUUUUAUCACCACCUACAUGUUGACCAAGAAAUAAAAACUGUGGAUAUUUAA